AUGGAUCGCCCAAAGACACCUCCGCCGAAACCCAGGUCAACCGCGCCUGCCGGAACACCUCCAACACCGGAAGAAGAGUCCCGCCUGAAAGCCAAAGCCCUCCGCGACCGCCGCGAAGCCGAGGCCCCGUCAGCCCCGAUCCCAAAGACCUCCUCCGGCCUCAUCGCAACAGACAAUGUCCGCAUCACCAAAGCCGGCGCAUCAUCCGGCGCAGGCACGAAACGCACAUACUCGUCCAUCUCGACCUCUGCCGACCAACCCUCCACGAACCGCGAUGCCCGCGACACGGCCACCGCCCCGCGCCCCGCACGCAACUUUGCAAAGUUCGUCGACUACAACAUGUCCGCCAUGACGGACACGAAGGGCGGCUUCCUCACGGCCGAAGACGACCCGCACAACACCGCCCUCGUGCCCAAGGCCAAGCCCGGCGGGCCGCCCACCGAGGAAAAGCCCAAGGGCAUGUCGAGUCAGGAGUGGGAGAGGCUGCAGCUCCUCAAGAAGCUCCGGAGGCAAAAGGCCGGCCCGUUCGAGCCGGGCCUGAGCGUGCUCGCCGACGACGCCACCCGCAAGAAGUGCCGCGAGUGCUCCUCUCUGGAGAUCGACUGGGUCUGGGACGAGGUGUUUAACGUGCAGGUCUGCCAUGCCUGCAAGGACUCGAACCCGGACAAGUACUCGCUCCUGACCAAGACGGAGUGCAGGGAGGACUACCUCCUGACGGACGAGGAGCUGAAGGACCCGGACCUGCUGCCGCACCUGUCCCGGCCAAACCCGCACAAGUCGCACUGGCACGACAUGAUGCUGUUCCUGCGCUUCCAGGUGGAGGAGUACGCGUUCAACACGAAAUGGGGUUCCGCAGAGAAGCUCGACGCCGAGUUCGAGAAGCGCGAGGCCGACAAGAAACGGCGCAAGGAGGCCAAGUUCCGGGACAAGCUCAACGAUCUGAAGAGGAAGACGCGGACGGAGGCGAUCAGGCGACAGCAGGCCGCCGGUGCGGCGGGAUCGGGACCGAGGAAGUUUGGCGACUCCGUCGGCGGAGGCAAACAUGUCCAUGACUGGGGACGGGCUGUUGAGAACGAGGAUGGCAUGACUGUGAAGAAAUGCAAAGAGUGCGGGAUGGAAGUCGAGGAGUUGGAAUUUUAA
This is a messenger RNA of Colletotrichum karsti, 1140 nucleotides long. RefSeq names its product DNA repair protein. Gene Ontology annotation, cellular component: nucleotide-excision repair factor 1 complex. Bases 1 to 1140 code for a protein of 379 amino acids. Gene Ontology annotation, molecular function: damaged DNA binding. The record is from RefSeq and is a predicted model, not a curated record. Lineage: Eukaryota; Fungi; Ascomycota; Sordariomycetes; Glomerellales; Glomerellaceae. The transcript is spliced from 2 exons. Gene Ontology annotation, biological process: nucleotide-excision repair involved in interstrand cross-link repair; UV-damage excision repair; base-excision repair.